This is a messenger RNA of Ambispora leptoticha, 905 nucleotides long. The record is from the annotation of a GenBank genome assembly. Lineage: Eukaryota; Fungi; Glomeromycota; Glomeromycetes; Archaeosporales; Ambisporaceae.
AUGGGCGAUAGCGUGAAAACGUACGAUAAUAUCUUUGACACAAUAUUGGAUAGUUUCUCUAUACCUAUCGAAUCCUUAGUUGAGGCAACUUCUGUGAAACGACAUCAAGCAGUUAAAAAGCUCCGUAAAAAGAAAUUGGAGAAUAAAAACUUGUCAAAAAGUUCUUUAUUUGAAAAAGGUGCGAGAACUACCUCCUCAAUUCUAUUUCAACAACUAGAGCAAUCAGAACAACCAACUUCAAAACCACAGGCAUUAACGGAUAUUGAUAAAGAAGACCAAAUGGUUGAGGAAACUCAUUUGACUUCCAGCAUGACCGCCACUCUGACAAAGAAGCCCACAACGACAAAGACGACUCAUAAUACAACAACACCACCAGCAAUUCAAAACAGUCGCGAGUCAAUAGACGAACAUUGUAUUAACGCCGCUUGUCUUAAAUUUUCCUUUAAUUAUUAUUCACUUCGAAUGCUCAUACUGUUCUUACUCGGAUCCCUUACCUCGUUUAUAAUUGAUCAUUUACUCACGCAAAAUCACAUCACACAAUACCCAAAGGACAUUGUUAAACUGGUGAACACCGCUGCUUGGAUACCACCUACUUGCGGUUUUUCAGCGGUAUUGGUGGGUUCAAUGUUUCCAUUGGCGGAUUAUUGGUUUCAAAAAAAACCACAGGAAUUUCAGCGAGAAUGGAGUAAUGUCAUGAGAUGUUUGGGAGGAUUCAUUGGCGUCGCAUAUGCUGCAACGAAAUUACCGUGGAAUAGUAGUUCGCAAGUUUCGUUGACAUUGGCAUUAAUUUCGGUGGUAUUAUGGUUUCUUUUUGAUCGAACGUUCCACGGAUUUGUGAUGUCGGUGCUAUUUUCGUCGAUAGGUACAGGUGUGAUGUACGUAUUAGUUUCUUGUGGAAUAUACAG